GAAAACAGGUGGCGAAAAAAAUAGAACUGUUUUUACUAUCACGGCAUCUGCAAUAUAAACAAAAGAGGUUUUCUUCUGACGUGCAUAUAUAAGUAGAACUUGAGGGCACCAUGGGAUAUUAUUUCGGAACUAUUGAAGCUGAGAAUGUUCAAAGUAUCGUUUCUUAAGAUUUUUGUCGCAUCUUUAUGGAUCCUGUGUUUCCUCGUCGCCAACGUUCCAUGCGACGAAAUGAACGAGGAGUCGGAUAGGAUUUCCGUCCCCACCACUGCCAGAACUAAACAAGGAAAUGUGGAAGGUAGGAUUGUGUCUUUCAGGGGCAUACCUGUCCGAGAAUUCCUUGGAGUGCCCUACGCCAAACCACCUCUAGGACAGAGACGAUUCAAAAAACCGGAGCCUAUGGACUCGUGGUCGGGCACACGCAAGGCUGUCAACCAACCUCCAGCAUGUACCCAGAUCACGGACAACCCGUUCCCCUGGUAUGACUUCGAGCCGGGUAAGAGCGAAGAUUGUCUGUACUUGAAUAUUUGGGCACCGGCAGGGCCCUGGGCCAGGAAUAAAGCUGUCAUGUACUGGAUGUUCGGAGGAGGGUACUUCAUCGGUUCCAUUCGCAAGCCCAUUUACGAUGGCCGGGCUAUCGCAGCUAGAGGAGACAUCAUAGUGGUCACCGUCAGUUAUCGUCUGGGUUCUUUUGGAUUUCUGACUUCUGGAACUGAAGAUGCACCAGGCAAUAUAGGAAUAUGGGACUCUCUGGCUGGUCUGCAGUGGGUCAAAGACAACAUCCGCGCCUUCGGUGGAAAUCCAAACAAAAUUACACUUGCCGGAGAAAGUGCUGGAGCCGUCACUGCCGGACUCUUAUCCGUCUCUCCCCUGGCACGAGGGCUCUAUGUUGGUCAGAUAAUGGAAAGCGCAUCGCCUGCUUGGCUCAUCACCGAAAACAAGACCAUGAACUUGGGCAAGAGUCAACAAGUAGCCCAGCUAGUGGGCUGUGCCAAUCAGUCCUACACCAUCGAGGACCAUCCGCAAGAGGUCGUCGCCUGUCUCAGAGAUGUGGAUGCUCUGGAACUGAGCAAGGCGGAAACGAGCCUGAUCCCUCACUCUUCCAGGAGCUACCUACCUACCUAUGGCGACGAAAUCAUCCCACAGAAUGCCAGGAUAGCUAUUGCUCAGGGCAAUUUCCAGAGGAAUCCUGUCCUAAUCGGAAACAACAAAGACGAAGGAGCCUUCCAGAUCUCGACCAGUAACCCUGACCUGUACGGCUUUUUCGGCGAGAAAAACCCGAAUAUCAGCAAGAGCCAAGCCAAGGAGAUGCUACGAAACAUCUUCACCAGCUUCGAUUUCCCGGAUCCGGAUGCUGCUGUGAACUUCUACUUGCCGGACAGUAUCGAGGAAGACGAAUACGAUCUGUCCAGGCGCCAGCUCUACACGGGAUCCGGUGAUUUUUCGCUGCUCUGUCCCACCGUGUACUUCGCAGAGAGCUUCGCCUCAAGGGGCAGCGACGUCUACUUCUAUUUCUUCACAAAGCGCCCCAGCACGACUCCCUGGGCGCCUUGGCUGGGUGUAACCCAUUUUGAAGAGGUCCAGUUCGUAUUCGGAUCUCCUCUGAAAAAUCCUCAGGACUACGAAGCGGGAGAAACUACUCUGAGUGCGGAAAUCAUACAGAACUGGUCUCGAUUUGUGAAGAAUGACGUGGCCGAAAUACUCUCGAGAGAAUCCAAUCCUUCGCAUUUUGGACGUGGGAUCAAACAAGACGGGCAUGGGACCGCAUAGGGACCACUGCGACUUUUUCAGGCCUUACUUUGGAUUCUGA
Messenger RNA from Uloborus diversus, 1807 nucleotides. RefSeq names its product acetylcholinesterase-1-like. The record is from RefSeq and is a predicted model, not a curated record. Gene Ontology annotation, molecular function: acetylcholinesterase activity. Gene Ontology annotation, cellular component: plasma membrane. NCBI's taxonomy places the organism in Eukaryota, Metazoa, Arthropoda, Arachnida, Araneae, Uloboridae. Gene Ontology annotation, biological process: acetylcholine catabolic process; choline metabolic process.